Molecule: messenger RNA, 850 nt
Organism: Exserohilum turcica Et28A
Lineage: Eukaryota; Fungi; Ascomycota; Dothideomycetes; Pleosporales; Pleosporaceae
Exons: 2
Coding region: 234-824 (196 amino acids)
Source: RefSeq, a predicted model, not a curated record
CGACUUCGCCGGCUGCCGUCCCUUUUCCCGGAAGACCUUCGCUACCCUGUUGAGAUAUCGUCACAGUGUACGCAUCCGAUUGCUGCCCUGCUCUGUAGUGACAUUAUCAACGGCCCCUCGUGACCUCGUGACCGCUUUUUCGAUUCAUGAAUGCGAUCGGAAUCUAGAUCUGAAUCUGCUUUUGUCUCAGCUGCUCCUGAAAGCGGUUGCUCGUGGACAACAUCAGCACAAGUAUGCCGGCCAAGACAUCUGCUAAAAAGAUGGCACCAACACCGCGGCCGACGGACGACAUCCGCUUACGGCGCUUGGCACGUCCUUCAAGAGAGUCUGUAGAAAAGCAAUUAUCUAUACCAGAGACAAUCUCGCCUUUGGACAACUACCCUCCAUUGCUUCGCAUUCCAUCCGAAAUCCGGAGAGAGAUCUUCAGAUAUGUUUUGCCAUCGUCAAACAAGCGCUUCAUCUUAUACACCGAUUGCGACUCGAGGUCCAUAAGCAGAAAGUGGAACAAGAUCUGCCGUCCGCACCCCGAUCAGCAUCUUACGCUCGACAUUCUACGGACGAACCGGCUCAUCUACCACGAAUGCCUUUCAGUGCUGUAUUCUGAGAAUCAGUUUCAUUUUUAUGCGUUCAACUAUCUGCCUGUUCUGGAUUUCAUUCGCCAUCUGAGUCCAGAAGCCAAAAAUCAGGUGCGCAACGUGCGGCUUACGCCUUUGACGGAUAAGCAGGACGAUCCGCCAGCGUCACACGAUAUCUUUUGUACUGUCAUACAUGACUCUUUACCCGGGCUCAGCCAACUGCAAGCUGAUCCGGUCAUUUUCUUCUAGCACAUUGGCCAAAUGCUUCGUUUAAG